Plasmodium vivax (malaria parasite P. vivax) is the source of this 3049-nucleotide messenger RNA. RefSeq lists its product as hypothetical. The record is from RefSeq and is a predicted model, not a curated record. The transcript has a single exon. The coding region runs from base 644 to 2428 and encodes 594 amino acids. Lineage: Eukaryota; Apicomplexa; Aconoidasida; Haemosporida; Plasmodiidae.
AUAUUUAAAACGCAGUAAAAUGGGCAAUCCAAAUUUUUACGCAUUUUUCACCUUCAGCCAUUUCCCAUUUGGCGCAUACAAAUUGUACAUUUUUUGAUAGUAAUUAUAUGCCUUUUUAUCAAAAUGUAAAGUAUCCAAGUUGCACACCUGAAUGUUUGAAGAGUGUAUGCGUAUGUGAAUGUGGCAUAUUCCGCGCAUCCGCCCGUAUAUUUCUUAUUGGCACAUCCGUAUGCAUAUUUAUAAUUCGCACAUCCGUAUGUAUGUUUUUUAAUUCACCCAUUUGUGCAAACUUCCGUGUUAUUAUUUUUGCCGGAGGUAACUUUAUGCGUUCCCCACAAGGCACGCAUGAACGGCUAAAUUAACAAAGCGCAUCGCGCGGGGGAACUUGAAGUUCAUUUUAUUUUAUAUGUAUAGCUGCACUUUAGCCACUCCUUCUACUCCCCCUAUGUGUGCGCAAUUUAAUUUUUAAAAAAGGAGAAAAAAUUUACCCCUAGUUAUAAUAAUUAAACAAAGUAACGCCAAAAAAGUGUACCUCAAAACUGAACGAAUGAAGCAUCUUCUUUUUGAGAAACACCCCAUAUGCGAGCUUUUCCUGCGAAGAUUAACCCCCCCUUGAUGUGCCCACGUACUUAGAAAGGUAAAAAUGUUUAACGUGUUUUCGGCAGCCUUUUUAGACAAUAACUCCAACAAUUUUAACAACGGUAAUAAGCCCAUUAACAGCAAUAUAAAUAAAGGUAACAACUUAGCGAGGUCUAUUUCGACCAACGUAAAUAACGAAAAUGAUAGAAGCAAAAAUUUGCCAUUAAAAGAUAGACUGGCCACAGUGAGAAAUGCCCAAAACAUUUUGAACAAAAAGAAUUUAAAUAAGCCGGAUGAAACGAACAACAGCGGAAACAGUAAGGGGGGUGAAAAUGCCAGUGGCAGCGCAGUCAACAACGGCGGAAAUGCGAACCAUGGGGAGAAAAGCGCCGCCAGCAGUAGCAACGCCCAUUUAAGCGAAAAUGCAGCAAAUGCAGCGAAUGCGGCGAAUGACGGGAGUAAAGCAGCCCCGUCCGCUGUGGAGAACCAUUUAAGCAAAUUUAAAAACUAUUCCAGUGUCGUAAAUGAAAAACAAAAUGAAGAAGUGGAGAAAAAAUUAAAAAAAAGAAAACGAAGGAGGAAACAUGUCAUAUUAAUGGAAAGAAUGAAGCAGAAAGAGAAGGACAAAAAAAGACUCAAAGAAAUGGGCAGUCACGAAAACAAUGAUGAAGAUGACGAAGAAGAAGGAGAGGAAGACGAACAUGAAGAGCGAACCACGCAGAAAGUGGCAGGAAGACGUGGCAGGCCAUCUAAGCGCUCGCAAAAUAAAUUGCAGCAAAAAGUACAUCAAGAGGAGGAAGACGAAGAGGGGGAAGAUAACGACGAGGGGGAUGAAGAUGACGAGAAAGAGGGAAAACAUAACCGUAGAAGUAAAGGCGCGGAUGCGAAAUAUUCCAAAAAGUUUUCCAACUCAGGAGACAGCAGAGGAGGAAAAACUUACAUGGAUAACACCCCCACGUUCCGGAGAAAUACCAAUGAUAAUAACGAAGGGGGAAUGAAACCGAAAAGGAAGAGGCGGAAGAAAAAAGAAAUGGAGGAAUACCGAGCGCGUUUAUUAAAAGAGAAAAUGCAGCAACAAAAUUCGUUGAGCAGCGUCUUAACCAAGACCAACAGUUUUAACAAUCAUAACAACGCCAAUAAUAGUAACGCUAAUAAUAGCAGCCACAAUAAUAGUAACAAUAAUAGUAAUAAUAAUGAAAACAACGCACAAGGAGAAGUUAAGGUGAAGAGGAGAAGGGGAAGACCCAAAUUGAGCGAAGUUGCAGCCAUGAACAAUGCCAAUGAUAAGUCGAAACAAAAUGACAUAAGAAAAUAUUAUAGCAAAAAUAGCGACCAUCAAAGUAUGAACAGGGGUGAUGGCGGCGCAGAAAAUGAAGAAGAAAAUAAAAAUGUUCUUAAAUUAAUUAAUACCUCUAUACAGGAAAAUAAUUCAUUCAUGAAAAAAUCACCAACCGAAAUUAUAGAGCUUGAAAAGAUUUACAAAAAUAAUAUUAAAAAAGGCGUUACCUGUAUCCCUUUAAAUUACCAAAGCAGAGGAGGAGGAAUGGCACUUAUAUUAAUAGGCACACAAACGACCUAUGGCCCAGUAAAAAAUACCUACGGAUUUAUGACCUUUCUCAUUUUAGAUUGUGAUUCAAAUAAUUUUUUCAUCGACACAGGCAUGAAAAGUAACGCUAUAGAAUGCGAAAAGCACAUGCAGUUGUUAAUUAGCCCCGGUGAUAUGUACAUGUUUAAAAACCAGAGUCAGGAGGUGGAGGUGCGGCUCUUGCUAAUUGUGUGCAACAGAAUGAACGAGCCGUUUGACGCGAAGCUGCAUAUAAAGGACCCAGAAAUUAACGUCCACAAGUAGGUGCAGGAAAAACGCUGCCACGGAUAGCGGUUAUGUGCCGCGCAUGGAUGGAUGUAGGGGGCAUGAGUGCACCCAUGCGUGCUUGCAAAACCCCGACGGCGCUUAAAAGGGAGCGCGGCCUGCGAACAAGGGGGAAACGGUGCUAGCAUUUAAAACGUGCACUUGUGAUCCACACGGGGAUUGGCACAAGUGCGGAAAAACACGUAUGUGGAAAAAUGCACACGUCGGUGGUUGCGGAGGAAGGGUUUCAGGAUAUCCCCGAGCGGCCCAACUUGGGGUGGCAUCUGCAAGGGGCAAAAAAUGGCUAGCCUGCAAAUGCCGCGUUGUUUUGAACCCCUCGGUGUAAAAUCGAAUGUUUGUUGAUGGUACGUGUAUACAUAUGCGUACACACAUGUGUAUAUUUUUUCUCAUCAUUUUUUUGUUGCCCCAUUUGAACAGCAUUUCGCGCCGCAAGUAACUACCCAUUCGUAUAUCUACCCAUUUGCCCCCCCAUUUGCCCACUCCUUUACGCGUUUAUUUUUGCGCAGCAUGUAAGAGUAAUGAGUAAGCGUAAUGAGCAAUCAUUCCUCACCCCCAACAUUGUAACAAAGCCUUCGUUAUGGUAUUCAUUUUUUUAAGUUG